GCGGCGAGGGGGAGGAGAGAGAGAGAGAGAGAGGAGGAGAGAGGAAGGAGGAGAUAGGAAGGAGGAGAGAGGGAGGAGACGGAACGCACAUCACAUGCAGCUCGAGCAGCAGACCGGUCGGAUCUCUCUGUCCCUCAUAUCGGAAUCUGCAGGUCCAGAAGAAAGGGCAGACCAGCAGGAGGACUACAUGCUCAGCUCGCUCUGCUCCUGAGAAGAACCACGACACCGAUCAGACAGCAUGGACUUUGUGAUGAAGCAAGCUCUAGGUGGAGCCACCAAAGACAUGGGGAAGAUGCUGGGGGGGGAGGAGGAGAAAGACCCCGAUGCAUCCAAGAAAGAGGAGGAGCGGCAGGAGGCGCUGAGGCAGCAGGAAGAGGAGAGGAAGGCCAAGCAUGCUCGCAUGGAGGCCGAGAGGGAGAAAGUACGGCAGACCAUCAGGGACAAGUACGGGCUGAAGAAGAAGGAGGAGAAGGAGGCGGAGGAGAAGGCUGCCAUGGAGCAGGCCUGCGAGGGCUCCUUGACCCGUCCUAAGAAGGCAAUUCCUCGGGGAUGCGGAGACAACGACGAAGAGGACGAGGAGAGCAUCCUGGACACCGUCCUCAAGUUCCUGCCCGGACCCCUGCAGGACAUGUUCAAGAAGUGAAAGGAGGCGGGGUUUGAGAGUUGAUCUGGGCGAAACUCUUGGAGGCAUCUCACUGCCUUUCUACAAAUCCUUUACGUCCUUCUUUUUCUACUCUUUUUAUUUGACAUUUUCUAUCGCCCUCUGUCCUUUUUUUCCUCGUUACUACUCAGACAUUCCAAUUGGUCUGCUGCCGUCUGUUGCCGGGCAACAGGCACCGACGGAGAGGAGGAGGACGACAGGUGGAGCAUGAUUGUGUUUUUCUACUUUUAAGAACCUCAGCGUUUAUAUUCCAAUCAGAUGAGUCUGCGUUUUCAGUUUGAGCGUUGUGUGUCUUCUUACAUUGUCUUCCAGCAGAGGACACGUCAAACAUUCAAUGCCUCUGAUGGAGACAUUUAUUGUGUCUGUCUCUGUUAGCGACAUUGAAUGUCUCUGAUAAGGACAUGUAUCUCCAGUAAUCUGAGGCCAGGUCUUCAGGCAAAGAACUAAGCACAUUGCAUCUCUUCGAGUCUUUGAGCUACUGAGGAACUUCAUGCGUUACUUCCUUUCGACUUGGUCCUCUAAACCUUCUCAGACGAUCUCAGCUACUUACACUGCCACCGAGCUACAGACGGCUGAAGAUCUGUAAAAGAUUUAUAUUUUCGAGUCUUUUCUUUGAAUCCCACUUUAAAAAAGUCUUUGUCCAUAAAUGGGGCGAAGCUCCGAGUCCGGUUGUUAGUGAGCGUCCCGGUGAAGACAAUUGAGGUUUGGCCCGCUGGAGGACAGUGGGAGGAGCCUGUACCUCCUGUCACAACCUCCGUCAUUGGUUGAAAGAGGUUUCCACCGUAGGCACUUAAUCAACUGUCUACUUCUUCACGUGCUCUUCUCUCUGUUUCUUCUGAACACAAAUGCAAACGUCCGGCCUUGUCUCUGCUUGCGGACGAUUCGCAAAUGUGCCGCCAUGUUUAAUGCGACCAUCUUCGUCCAUGUUUCCCUCCGUCCCUCCGGCACUUCAUGCGGGGACCAAAGAAGUACCGGCGACGUCCUCACAUUUCCUUUUGCAUGGAGUCCCGCAGGAGUCCAGAGUGUUGCAUGAAACCCAAAGAAAAGCCCAAAGUUGAGUCCUCUUUCGUAGAUAUAGGAAGGAACCAUCCGUAUUCAGUGCAAUGUCCCCCUCCCCUCACUGUCCCCUCAGGUCCCCUCUCCUCAUUGUCCCCACCUUGUCCACUCCCCUCCUUGUCCCCCCAUAUCCACUCCCCUUCUUCUCCUUCCAUGUCCCCCAGGUCCCCUCUCCUCAUUGUCCCUUCAUUUCCUCCCAUGUGCUCUCAUGUCCCCUCUCCUCAUUGUCUCCCCAUGUCAUCUUCCCUCCAUGUCCUCCCAUGUCCCCUCAUGAAAUGAUCACAAACACUAGUGAACCAUUUGUUUAACUUAAAGCUCGUUGAAGCCAUAUUAUUUUAUUGAUCGCAAUAAUUACUUUAAAUUAUAAAGAAAGAGAGAAUUGUCUCGUGUUUUCUGGAAUAAAAGAUAGAGAAACUACAUUUCUAUAUCUGUUUGUGAAUGUCUACACAUGGACAAUGUUUGUAGAACAUGUUUACUGUUAGUGUGUGUGAGUUUGUCUUUAGAUGUGUGUGUCUUUCUACACACACAUCUAUAUAUAUAUAUACAUAUAUAAAUAUAUAUAUUUAGGGUUAGAACAGAACCCGAUCCGACACAAGAGGGAUCCACAGUUUGUUGUUGUCUGAAGUUUGAAGCUGAAGGACGUUAUUAUUUUAUUUUUCCAAAACGGACACCAAAUGAAACACAAACAAAUAAAAAUAGAUGAAAAAUAAAUAAACAAAAUGAGUUUCAAUGUGAGAUGUCAGCAUGAAGAGGCUUCCAACGAUGGGAGAGCAGGAUGAAUGAAUGAAUGAGGACCACACAGAGACACUCCGACCUCCCAUUGAAGCAGAGAUUCUCCUUCUGGUGAUACAGCGCACGUUUACGAGAUGCAAAGAGCGCUUGAGAUGAAGAACUUUAAAUGUUAGCGUAGCUCGACUGGACUGUUGAACACUGUAAUGAUGUCAUGACAUUUGUCUUUUUUUUUCUUUUUUUUUCACGCAAGAAUCAUCUCAGACGACCCCCGCUAAUCCCUGCCAGUAGCUCUGGCUAUCGGGCUAACGAGCUAACGAGCUAACGGGCCACCGGCUCCAUUUCACAGCUUACCUCGUGGCCACAUUUACGUCCCCUCAGCAGGGGACGAGGUCCUUUCAAUACAUUCCCGUCGUUAACGCACCAACGUUACACAGAAAGCACUUUCCCUUUAGCUCAGCCGAUCGUGCCCCCAAAGUGGAGACCUUGUCUUGGUCCCUUUUUUAAGGAUUUAAAAAGGUACCCAGAGCUGGAUGAAAAUGAUUGGAUUCUUCUUUCAUCACAUCACAUCACAUGUCAUUUAUCUGAGGCUUUUAUUCAAAGCCACUUACAAUAAGAGCAUUUCAAUCAUAAGUAAACAAACUCAGAAGAACAAGAAACAAGUGUAAUUUCAUCAAAUAAGCCGAUGUACAACUUGUUAUAGAUAAGAUCCAUUAUAAGUCCAGUUUAAGGUCUACAGUGUGUUAGUGUUUUAGUGGAGGUUUAGUCUGAAGAGGUGUGUCUUUAGUCUGAAGACAUAAAGGCUCUCUGUGGUCCUGAUGUCAUCAGAGAGCUCCUUCCACCAUUUAGGAGCAGGACAGCAAAGAGUCGUGAUCUAGUCGAGUGUUUUGCUCUCAGUGAGGGAGGAACAAGCAGCUUGAUGUUGGGAUGGAGGGUUCCACCAUGUCUUAAAGUUUCUACAUUCUAAAUGGGGUGAAUUUCUUAACUUCUGCAUCCUGAAAUAAUUUCACCAAGAAUGGUUAAGAAUGUGAAACAUGGCUUCUUGUGCUGUGUGUCCUUUAGCUGCAUGUUAUGUCCUCGAUGUGGAGCCCAAUCACUGUAAACCGUACCAUUCUUUUUGGAAAUGAAAUAGAACCAAUAAAACCGGUUAAUAAAAAG
Messenger RNA from Pungitius pungitius (ninespine stickleback), 3604 nucleotides. Its product is annotated as complexin-2. Gene Ontology annotation, molecular function: syntaxin binding. Bases 239 to 643 code for a protein of 134 amino acids. The transcript has 4 exons. Gene Ontology annotation, biological process: synaptic vesicle exocytosis; neurotransmitter transport; regulation of neurotransmitter secretion. The record is from RefSeq and is a predicted model, not a curated record. Lineage: Eukaryota; Metazoa; Chordata; Actinopteri; Perciformes; Gasterosteidae. Gene Ontology annotation, cellular component: terminal bouton; SNARE complex.